This is a messenger RNA of Cordyceps fumosorosea ARSEF 2679, 975 nucleotides long. Its product is annotated as short chain dehydrogenase/reductase. Gene Ontology annotation, molecular function: oxidoreductase activity. Lineage: Eukaryota; Fungi; Ascomycota; Sordariomycetes; Hypocreales; Cordycipitaceae. The coding region runs from base 1 to 975 and encodes 324 amino acids. The record is from RefSeq and is a predicted model, not a curated record. The transcript has 2 exons.
AUGACAUCCGCCACCGCUAACACACUCAGCCCAGCCCAUCUGUUCCACGUCGGCGACACCAUCGCCGUCGUUACCGGUGGUGGUACCGGUCUCGGCCUCAUGAUGGCCAAGGCCCUCGCAUCUGGCGGCGCCAAGGUCUACAUCCUCGGCCGUCGCUUGGAUGUGCUGCAAAAGGCCGCCCAAGACGCCAUGGCAGAAAUCAACGGCAAUAACUCGACCGGCAGUGGCAGCGGCAGCAGCAGCGGCAGCGGCAGCAUCGUGCCUCUCCAGUGCAGCGUCACCUCCAAGGAAGAGCUCCAGCGAGCCGUCGACCACAUCGCCGCGCAGGACGCCAAGAUCCACCUCCUCAUCAACAACGCCGGCAUCGCGACUCCCAACCUCGAGCCGCACCCGCAGCGCCCCAACCCCAAGUGGGACGUCAAGCGGAUGCGAGAUUUCUGGUUCAACAAAGCGUUCGAGGACUACGCGGCGCUUUUUGAGACAAACACGACGGCGGCUCUCCAAACUUCGUUUGCAUUUCUCGAGCUGCUUGACAAGGGUAACCAGGCGCGCCAGGCAGAGAUGGAGGCGGCGCGUGGACCCUCGUACCACGGGCCACACGACUUUGUGAGGAGCCAGAUCAUUGCCAUGAGCAGCGUCGGUGGUUUCGGGCGCGACAAUUCGGCGUUUUGCUACGGGGCUAGCAAGGCGGGCACGACGCACAUGAUGAAGAACCUGUCAACGUAUCUGAUUCCGUGGAAGAUUCGGGUCAACGUCGUCGCUCCAGGAUAUUUCAACACGGAAAUGAUGGGCACCUUUUACAAAUCUACAAGAGGCAAACUACCCCGGUCGAUUGCGCCCGAAGAACGGUUCGGUGAGAUGCAGGAUAUCGGGGGCACGAUUGUUUGGCUUGCGAGCCGUGCGGGGUCGUACUGCAACGGCAAUGUACUCUUGAUUGAUGGCGGCUACUGCGCGGCCCAUACAGCCACUUAUUAA